Molecule: messenger RNA, 2622 nt
Organism: Acytostelium subglobosum LB1
Lineage: Eukaryota; Evosea; Eumycetozoa; Acytosteliales; Acytosteliaceae
Exons: 9
Coding region: 1-2622 (873 amino acids)
Molecular function (GO): ATP hydrolysis activity; ATP binding
Source: RefSeq, a predicted model, not a curated record
AUGUUGGGACAAAAGAGACAGUUGGAUAUUGGCAUUGAUACGGAUGGCAUUAACCAAGAGCAGUUGAUCAAGAAGUACAAGACAGAUGGCAAUAGCAAGAGUAGCAGUUUAAUCAAGAAGUUGGCAACCAAACCAGUUGUACCAUUCACAAUUGAUAGUGAGACUAUAUCGAUAACAUCAUUCAAUGGCAAGAGAGUUUAUACAAAGUUCAAUAAGAGACAUGAUGAUGGUAGUGCGAAUGGUGUAGCUGAUGAUGAUGACUUUGACUACGACCAUAACAAACAUUAUUAUGACGAGGACAGUAUAAGGAAGAGGAUCGAGCUGAAUCGCGUGGAGGGCAAGCUACUCAAACAAUCAAUUGAAGAUCUCAAGAAUGAGAUCGAUGACCUCGAGACCAAGCGAUUGAUCGAGCUCCAGCAUCAGCAACAACUGGAACUCAAACAACAGCAACAGAGUACCACUGCAGCUGUCGCCACAUCUGGUACACAACAGCGCAUUGACAACAGACUAUGGGUGGACAAGUACGCGCCCACCUCCUUCCACGAGUUGCUCUCCGAUGAUAAAAUGAACAAGGACAUACUGACAUGGCUGAAACUUUGGGAUCAUAGCGUGUUUGGAAAGCCAUUACCAACAAAGUUGAUGGCCGAGAAGAAGGCUGCCAACAAUAGUAACACUCACUUCUUUCAACAGAAGUCAAGGUUUGGCUCGUCGAAUAUGUCUGGCGGAUCGGCUGCCACCUCUAAUCAGGGUGGCGCGCCCGGACUCGACGGCAACAACCUUCCACAACACAAGAUCAUACUUCUUACAGGUGGACCUGGCCUGGGCAAGACCACACUCGCUCAUAUCUUGGCCAAACAAGCUGGCUACAACCCAGUUGAGAUCAACGCAAGUGACGACCGUUCAGGAGACAAGUUCGAGACCAAGUUCUUGUCGGCGCUCGAGAUGAAGUCUGUGUUCAUGGACAAGAGGCCAAACUGUUUGAUCAUCGAUGAGAUUGAUGGUAUAUCUGGCAGGGACAAUGGUCCAAUCGAACUAAUAUUGCGAUUGUUGGCCAACAGCAAGAAGUCUGGUGCUGCAGCAGCCGCCAAGAAGGCAGGCAAAGAUGAAGACGAGGAUGACGGCGGAGAUAAUGGCGACGACGAGGAGAACUCGCUAGACAAGUCCAAGUCCAAGUCCACAAAGAAGAGCGGCAGCAGCAAGUCGGGCUCAUCGUCCCGCAUUAACAGACCAAUCAUAUGUAUCUGUAACGAUCAGUUCGUGCCAUCGUUGAGGAAGCUUAGACAGGAGGCACUGCUGUUCGCCUUUGCCAAGCCCAAGUCCACAAGACUGAUGUCGCGUCUCAAGGAGAUCUGCCAGAAGGAGGAGUUGAAGGCCGAUGACUCGGCACUGCACCAGCUGGUCAACAUGACCGGCCACGAUAUCCGUUCAUGUUUGAACUCACUGCAGUUCAUCAAGACCAGGACCGCCGUUCUCAACUCCACCGUACUCAAAGAGAAGAGCAUGGACAAUGUGAUUGGCCAGAAAGACAUGGAGCGCGGUCUGUUUGAUCUUUGGAAGGGAGUGUUCCAAGGUGUCAGUCAAUCAUCCACCACAAACAAUCAGAUAGAAUCACACAACUUCCAGAGUCUGGAGAAUGAGAUCACAUCAUGUACCCAGUUUGACAAGUUGCUGGAAGGUCUCUACGAGAACUACCCGGCCAACAUGACGAAUGACUACACCAUGGAUCGAACUGUUGAGUGUCUCGAUUGGUUCAUUUACUCGGACUCCACCAAUGAUGACAGGUACAAGUCAUUGGCCCCACUGGCCAUUCAUAAGAAGUGCUCCAACGUGGCACCAAAGUUGACAUAUCCUCACAGCGACUACGAUUGCUACGUCCAGCAGAAGAACACCGCCAACACAAUCGAUUCAUUUCUGUUGUCUGAGAUGGUGUCGCCACACAUCUAUCACUCACUUCACCGAUCGGCCUUUGUCCGUGACUUUAUCUCACACUUUAUCGAUAUCAUCUCCAUUCCAAUCAGGACCGUCAAUCCACAUCUCUACAAUCAGAAGGAGAAGUCAUCAUUGAACAACCUGAUUCGCAUCAUGAAGUAUUACAACAUCAGCUACACACUCGAGACCUCAUCCACCGACUCUACCCUGCAAUAUGUACUUAACCCACCAAUCGACACUGUUAUCCAGAUGGUCAAGCCUGAUCCAACAGCAUCAACGAAGCGAACAGCUGUAUCCAAACAUGUCCAGUUGACAAAUGCACAGAAGCAGAUAAUAUCACUGGCAGUUGUACAAUAUAGAGAGAAGAAUGAUGAGACUUUGAUGGCUGCUCCAGCUCCAGCCACACCUGCAAAGACAAGUGCCCCUGCUCAGUCAGCCAAGUCACUGGCCACACCAAACAAGAAGGAUGAGUCGUCCAAUCAAUCACCAUUCAAAGUUCCAACACCGCCAAGUACGCCCAAGCCUGUCGCCACUGCGCCAGUGCUGUUGGACUUCUUUGGAAGACCGAUACAACUAUCACCCGAGCAACAGACACAAAAGACAGAGAGGGAAGCGCCAAGGAUAAGGUAUAGGUAUCAAGAAGGAUUCACCAAUGCAGUCAAGAAGAGUGUUUAUAUCAAGGACUUCUUAUAA